Molecule: messenger RNA, 810 nt
Organism: Onychostoma macrolepis
Lineage: Eukaryota; Metazoa; Chordata; Actinopteri; Cypriniformes; Cyprinidae
Exons: 3
Coding region: 311-805 (164 amino acids)
Molecular function (GO): protein-disulfide reductase activity
Source: RefSeq, a predicted model, not a curated record
ACAAGGAACAGUCGCAGCCGGUGAUCUCACGUGUUCACUGGCUUUUGUUUUGAAUAAUAUACUAAUGAUCAAAUACAAUAAUUAACUUGAUGCCGCAAUACUGAAAUGUCUUCAACACACAUGCUUGCAUACAACGUUAAUCGGUAAACAAAAAUAAGUGUUACUUCGUCUUUUAAUGCGUUACCUAAAUGUGUUGUGUAAGUUCUUAGCAAGUUAGCUAACAGACAUCGGAACAAGCCAGGAGUCAUGAAGUACAGCACGUAAUUUUAAAUGCUCCUUUCUCUCAGUCAAAUCAGUUUAUAAGACUAAAAUGGCUAUCAGAUUACCUCUGGUUGGAGCUUUACGUUAUAUCGACUCCAGAACGAGUGUUAUUGCACAGCGACUGUUCUGCUCUCGAAAGAGAGGACAAGGAUCUUCUGACACUAUAAGGGUGCUGUAUGAUGGAGAAUGCCCAAUAUGUGUUAAAGAAAUUAGCUUUCUUCAGUUUCUUCAGAGAAACGGAGCAGAUAAAGUAGAUUUUGUGGACAUCUCACUGCCAGAAUAUGACGGGAGAAAAUAUGAAGGAGUCAGUUAUGAGAUGGCAAUGGAGGAAAUGACAGUGAUUGAUGAGAAGAACAAGAUUCAUCGUGGAGUUCCAGCUUUCACGGUGAUGUACAGUGCAGUGGGUUUGGGUUGGCUUGGCACGUUCAUCUCUCUCCCACUGUUCAGGCCUAUAAUGGAGCGAGCCUAUGGGGUGUUUGCAAGAAACAGACUGAAGUGGACCGGCAGAGAGGGCUGCACCACUGGACGCUGUGCUAAAAAAUAGUUAUA